AUAACUUUUGAUUUGAUUCUAAUCUCUCACCCACUUCCACGUGUGUCACUCAGGUUCCUAGUGGAAUUCAAAGAUUUCUCCUUUCAUUCUCUUUCUUUUUUCCAGUCUUUGACACGUCUCUGUAGAGACAGACACUCUGGAAUUAGGAAUAUCUGUCUUCAUCAGACAUCCUGUAUGGCUGUCUAGCUUAAUAUAUAUAUAAGCAACGCACCCACUAUGAUACACCUGUCUUAUUUUCUUCCACACCGACUUCAUUUCUCUUGAGCGAAACACUUCAAAGGAGGGUUACCCAGCCCCAGAAGCCAUAAAAGCAAGGACUGAUAAACAAUUUGAAGCUUGGAGCUGGAGGCGUAGCCUUAUGGGAUUGUCACUUUCCAUACCGUUAUCAGCGUGUGAAAAAAUCUUGAGGAAUUGGUUAUUUGGUUUGUCUUUCAACUUCAGGUUUGGAUCUAAAGAUGGGGCUAAACUCCUGAGAGCAGCCAGCUUGAACAAGAAAAGAGAAGAAUCAGAAACUAGUUCAUUGUCCAAUGGGUCCAAUAACAUCAGUAGUUCAAGGAGGUUGAGGGAUCGUGGACCUGAGAUGGUGACUCUGCAAACUAAUGUUAAUGUCCCAUCGGAAAAGGAGUAUAUGGGUGAUAUUAAGUUGCCUCAAAAACCAGUACCUCUUCUUACUCUCCCAGAAUCAGUGGUGUUUUCUUCACCCAGACCCAUUAAUGAGCUUGAUGCUGCUGCAACUAAGCUCCAGAAGGUCUACAAGAGUUAUCGCACAAGAAGAAACCUCGCAGAUUGUGCUGUGGUGGUGGAGGAGCUCUGGUGGAAGGCCCUAGACUUUGCUGCGUUGAAACGGAGUUCAGUUUCAUUCUUCGAUGUCCAGAAGCCGGAGACUGCCCAAUCACGGUGGGCGAGGGCAAGGACAAGAGCAGCUAAGGUUGGAAAAGGUUUGUCCAAGGAUGACAAGGCGCAAAAACUAGCUCUCAGACAUUGGCUUGAAGCUAUUGACCCACGUCAUCGUUAUGGACACAAUCUGCAUUUAUAUUAUGAUAUCUGGUUUGAAAGUCAUAGCACUCAGCCAUUUUUCUACUGGCUGGACGUUGGGGAUGGCAAAGAAAUUAAUCUUGAGAAAUGCCCAAGGACCACCCUUCAACGUCAAUGCAUUAAAUACCUUGGACCAAAGGAAAGGGAAGAAUACGAAGUGCUUGUUGAAAACGGGAAGCUAAUGUACAAGCUGAAUGGGAAGCUGGUGGAUACAGACGACAAGUCCAAAUGGAUAUUUGUUCUGAGCACAACAAGAAGCUUGUAUGUAGGACGAAAGCAGAAAGGUUCAUUUCAGCACUCAAGCUUUCUAUCUGGGGCUGCAACCACAGCCGCAGGCAGAUUAAUAGCCCAUCAAGGUGUUCUUGAGGCUAUCUGGCCUUACAGUGGUCACUACCACCCCACAGAAGAGAACUUCCAAGAGUUCGUUUCCUUCCUUGAGGACCACAAGGUAGACCUCGCCAAUGUCAAGAGGUGUGCUAUUGAUGAUGACACGCCUCCAUACGUAGGUGAUACCGAUGAAUCACAGCAGAACUUGGGUCCUAUUAUAACUUCUCAGUCAAAUGCAAUUAAUGAUAGUGAUAAGAAUGGCCAAGAGACAAAUACAACGGAAGUUAAUGAAGAGGGUGCAGGGGUUGGUGAUGAGAAGAAGGAUCAAGCCUCAGUGUUUGACUUUUCUAAGAGGUUGUCCUGCAAAUGGUCUACUGGUGCUGGGCCCAGGAUUGGGUGUGUGCGUGACUAUCCUGGACAUCUGCAAUCAAGAGCAUUGGAGCAAGUGAAUUUGUCACCCAGGCCCACUUCAGUGCGGCCUCCAAGCUAUGGCCCAAUUCCUUCGCCAAGGCCCAGCCCAAAAUUGAAGGUCUCUCCUAGACUUUCAUACAUGGGAUUGCCCAGUCCAAGGACGCCUAUUCCUGCAAUGAGUUAAGCCCGGACUCGUAGGAAUUCAGACCCUUUGAUACAUUAACAAAAAACGGGUCUGCUUUUUUCCAUUUUGUAUAUGAAUUUAUCAUGUUAAUUUUAAAAGGAAACCGGCAAAUUGUGUGUGAGACUUAUGCAUGUUAUGGAGUCUACUAUUCAAGUAGAGUCUGUUAAUCAAAUAAGUCUCAUUUACAAUGUGAUUGUCCUUUUAAGAUUAUCCAUACAAUCAGCGUUUCAAAACAAUUGACAAGGCCUAAAUUCUAACUGAAGCCACAUGUCAUGACACCAGCUAAAAACGGCAGAUAGGCUGGUCAAGAAAAUCCUGUCUCUUUUGUUUUUUGUGGACUUGAGUUUGUUCAUUCCUUUAUUUUUUUAAUGAGUUUGGAUGUCUUGUAAACAGAAGAGGCUCUCAUUGUCAGUUUGAUCUAGUUUUCAAGCCUUAUGGAGAAGGGCUACAGUUAGUUAUUAGCUGCAAGCAAAGCAUAGGUCCAUCAAUAAAACAAUGUUGUUGCAUUUUUACAGUAUCCACCCCUCCCCAUAAUUUUGGUAUGAUGUUGGUGCUGUGUUUGGUGGAAAAAUGACAAAGGAUCCUUCAAGGAA
Molecule: messenger RNA, 2550 nt
Organism: Neltuma alba
Lineage: Eukaryota; Viridiplantae; Streptophyta; Magnoliopsida; Fabales; Fabaceae
Product: IQ domain-containing protein IQM1-like
Exons: 8
Coding region: 359-1957 (532 amino acids)
Source: RefSeq, a predicted model, not a curated record